Messenger RNA from Juglans microcarpa x Juglans regia, 456 nucleotides. RefSeq lists its product as uncharacterized. Bases 1 to 456 code for a protein of 151 amino acids. The record is from RefSeq and is a predicted model, not a curated record. Lineage: Eukaryota; Viridiplantae; Streptophyta; Magnoliopsida; Fagales; Juglandaceae. The transcript has a single exon.
AUGAGAUAUUAUCUUGCAGAUGGUAUAUAUUCUUCGUGGGCAACAUUAGUGCAAACAAUUCCUGCUCUACAUGGAAAUAAGAAAAAACACUUUGUUGCUUGCCAAGAGUCUACAAGAAAAGAUGUGGAGCGUGCAUUCGGAGUACUACAAGGUAGAUUUGCAAUUGUGUGUGGACUUGUUAAGUAUUUUGAACCUGAAAUUCUAAAAGAUAUUAUGUACGCAUACAUUAUUCUACAUAAUAUGAUUGUUGAAGAUGAGCAGCAUCUAUAUCUCAAGGCUGAGCAGUUCAUUAACGAACAAACGAAAGAUACUCCAAACAAGCCAAUUUCACGCAAUAAUAUACCUGAUUUCGUGGAGUUCAUUGCGCAACAUCAUCGAAUUAGAGAUAGAGACACUCAUAGCCAACUCCAGGCUGACCUUAUCGAGCAUUUAUGGAAUACUCAUGGCCGCACAUAA